Cololabis saira (Pacific saury) is the source of this 856-nucleotide messenger RNA. Its product is annotated as ubiquitin-conjugating enzyme E2 J2-like. The transcript has 3 exons. Lineage: Eukaryota; Metazoa; Chordata; Actinopteri; Beloniformes; Belonidae. The coding region runs from base 70 to 552 and encodes 160 amino acids. The record is from RefSeq and is a predicted model, not a curated record.
UUAUGCUCAACAAACCUAUCGUGACAGGCUUGGUCUGUGUCCACGAUCCGAACGGGUUUGCUCAGCUUCAUGGUGGAGAAAGGACCAACCCUCGGAAGUAUUGAGACUUCAGACUACACAAAAAGACAGCUCUCAGCCCAAAGUCUGGCCUUCAACCUCAAAGACAAAGUGUUCUGUGAGCUGUUUCCCGAUGUUGUCAGUGAGAUAAAACAAAAACAGAAGGCCCAGCAAGAGUUAAGUGCCCGCUCUCAGCCCCUCCCCCUACCUGAUGUGGUACCUGACGGUGACCCUCAGCACGCCCAUUAUGGCAUGCCAGCACUUAAUGGAGGACCAGCCCCAGUUGGGGGGGCCAACCCUGCUCCUGGCCUGCAGCAGGCCAAUCGCAACCAUGGACUUCUAGGUGGUGCUUUAGCCAACCUGUUCGUCAUUGUAGGCUUUGCAGCAUUUGCCUACACAGUCAAGUACGUUUUGCGGAGCAUAGCGAGGUGGAAAAACACACAAAAAAGCCAUAUAAUUGUUAGUCAAACCAGAUUAAAAAAAAAAGGCUUUUGAAUUUUAGUGAAUUUGCCCCAAAAUAAGGUUUAAACAGCUUUAUCUUUUCUAUUGUACUUCUGCUAAGAAAGGGCAAGUUGUAACUUGUCCAGAAUGAACAUUUAUAAAGUGGUCACUACCAAAAGUGCAGCAACGUCCUCCUGUACCUAAAAACAAUGUUUCUGACUGUAGUCCACCUGCCACCUCAGUCACAACUGCUGAGAACAUGCCAUGUAUGAACUGUUGUGUCUAGUGUUUAGAAACUCACGUAAAUGUCUGUUUGGAAUUUUUAAAUUUCAGGUCUUAUAAUUGGAAACUUUCAAUU